Molecule: messenger RNA, 2417 nt
Organism: Melospiza georgiana
Lineage: Eukaryota; Metazoa; Chordata; Aves; Passeriformes; Passerellidae
Gene: EIF3F
Product: eukaryotic translation initiation factor 3 subunit F
Exons: 8
Coding region: 1-990 (329 amino acids)
Biological process (GO): translational initiation
Cellular component (GO): eukaryotic translation initiation factor 3 complex, eIF3m
Molecular function (GO): translation initiation factor binding; metallopeptidase activity; translation initiation factor activity
Source: RefSeq, a predicted model, not a curated record
AUGGCGGCCACAGCUCCCAGUGCGGCUCCUCCCGCGGCCGCUCCGCCGCAGAGUCCGACGGCGGCUCCCCCCGCCCCGGCUGGGAGCGCUCCUCCCGCGGCCGCGCCGACUCCGCCGGCCGCGCCGGCCCCGCCACCCGCCGCGCCACUGUCAGCCGCGCUCUCGGGCCCCUUCCCCGGCGGCCGCGUGGUGCGGCUGCACCCGGUUGUGCUCGCCUCCAUCGUGGACAGCUUCGAGCGGCGCAACGAGGGCGCGGCGCGGGUGAUCGGGACGCUGCUGGGCACCGUGGACAAGCACUCGGUGGAGGUCACCAACUGCUUCUCCGUCCCGCACAACGAGUCCGAGGAUGAGGUGGCUGUGGAUAUGGAAUUUGCCAAAAACAUGUAUGAGCUGCACAAGAAAGUGUCUCCUAGCGAGAUCAUCUUGGGCUGGUAUGCAACAGGGCACGACAUCACGGAGCACUCAGUCCUGAUCCAUGAGUAUUACAGCAGGGAGGCUCACAAUCCAAUCCACCUCACCGUGGACACGAGUCUCCAGAAUUCACGCAUGAGCAUCAAAGCCUAUGUCAGUGCCCCGAUGGGAGUCCCUGGUAAAACCAUGGGCGUGAUGUUCACACCACUAACAGUGAAAUACGUUUAUUAUGAUACAGAGCGGAUAGGAGUGGAUCUUAUAAUGAAGACCUGCUUUAGCCCCAACAGAGUGAUUGGCUUGUCCAGUGACUUGCAGCAGGUGGGGUCAGCCUCAGCCAGGAUCCAGGACACCCUGACCAUGGUGCUGCAGUACGCCGAGGACGUGCUGUCUGGCAAAGUGGCUGCUGACAACACUGUCGGGCGCUUCCUGAUGGAUCUUAUUAACCAGGUGCCAAAGAUUUCACCAGAGGACUUUGAGACCAUGUUGAACAGCAAUAUCAAUGACCUACUGAUGGUAACCUACUUGGCAAAUCUCACACAGUCACAGAUUGCUCUCAAUGAAAAACUUCUGAGUUUAUAAAGAAACUUUUGCCACCCUACACUUUAAGGAGCCUGAAGAAUGAGCAGAUACACUUUUCUGUGGUGUUAGAAAUUUCCUUGGACUGUAAUUUAAUGACCUACAUGACUUGGUUUACAUCGUUAUUUCCAUUGCUCUGAAAAGCCCCUAACAUGUUUUAAGAAAUGAAUGGGAGCAGCUGCCGUUCAGUUGAGCCUGGUAUUUUAAAAUGAAUAAGAGAAUCUUAUGUCUUGUGGAUUUGUCUACUUGUAUAACAAAAUACAGCUUUAUUGCAAGAAUGUAUUUGGAAUAAAAGUUCCAUUGCAGUGGCAACAAUGGCUUCUGUCCAGAAAAAAACUUUCUCAUUUAUUGUGUAAUGAAUCCAUUCUUGAAAGAGGGUGGGGGGUAAGGUGGCAUCAGGAAAGAAAGAGUGGAUGGGAAUGAAGUCCAGUUCUUUGCAGGUUUUCUUCCAACUGCUAAAGCACACAAAGUGUGGAGGUUUGUGUUGCAUAUAAUAUGCCUUACCAUGAAGGACUGCAGAAUAGUCUCUGGUUUAUCAGUGGUGCUGUGUAUAUCCCUUCAGCAAGGUACUGACAGACUACAAGACAGUAAAUUCAGCUUAUGGUAUCACUUCUAUGCAUAUAAUUAUUUUCUGAUUAUUUGGGAAAGGAGGUAAAGGUCAAUAGCAUUAGCCCCUUGUAAAGGGGGAGUUCAGGGAAUUAAAGCCAGCAAUUGAGUUCAUGGUAUAAGAGUUUGAAAAGCAUUUGUGGCUAAACAAGCUUGGCUACUGGAGCUUCCAUCUUUGCCAAAGAAGAAAAGGACAGCAAAAUGACAAUCCAUGAGAUUUGAGGUUAAAAGUUGGGUGUUGCCAAAUAGGAAUUUUAUGUUUCAUAAUGCUGUACUGCUGCUAAAAUGUGAAGAGAAACCCCAUUUUCUCCCCCAAGAUAAGUUUCAUGUUAAGUAAGUUCCAGCUGGAAGAAAGCCAAUACAAAUAUCAGCUGUAACUUUGCACGGUCUCUGCCAAUACCAUUACCUUUAGAAGCUGUCUUACAGUUCAGCUGUACUGAGGGGGUACUCUGCUUUAGCAGAGUUAAAGCAUCCCUCUUCUACCACAAAACUGUUCCCACCUUACUAGGGACUGUAUCUAGUUUGGUGAAUGAAUUUGAAAUUGAAGUAUGCAAAGAGAGUGUUCUCCAAAACUGGUAAUUUGCCAGCUAAAUCCAAGAAUAAGUCUCAGAUUACAAAUCUAGAGAUCCCAUAUUGGUUGGUACAAUUUAGAGAGUUCCCCCAGUGACUCAAUGCUAAAUUCUAAGUUCUAAUUGCAAGGUCAAUGUAAAUGAAAAGUGAAGGUCCAGCAAAGAUCCUAAUUGAAAAUGUUAUUUGUGAGCAUUAAAUAAGUAUUAGAACUCAACUCAGUUUUUUAUUAGUCUGAAUAAAAAUGUUUUGCAUUC